Molecule: messenger RNA, 2937 nt
Organism: Haemorhous mexicanus (house finch)
Lineage: Eukaryota; Metazoa; Chordata; Aves; Passeriformes; Fringillidae
Gene: SYNC
Product: syncoilin, intermediate filament protein
Exons: 4
Coding region: 752-2443 (563 amino acids)
Cellular component (GO): intermediate filament
Source: RefSeq, a predicted model, not a curated record
GCUGUUGGACAGCCAGGAGUGUGACCACGGCCACCACAGGGCUUUGCAGAGAGAAAUGUCACCUUCUGCAUCCCCAAAACAGAAGGAAAAGGGUGGCAGGGAUCGGCUCUGGGGCGGAAGAGGAAGCAGAGGCUGUGCUCUGCCAUUUCUGGGCUUUGUGGGUUUGUGGGGCGUAGAAAGAACCCCGAGAAAUUGGUAUUGAAUCAUGGAUAAUCAAUACCUGGGGAGUGCAGCACGGUGCUGCCAGCAGCCUCACAAACCCCAUUCCAUCCCCCCGUGGCAUUUGGGGGCCCCGGCUGCAUCCUCUGGCAUUUCCUCUCGCACCGCAGCCAAACCCCACAGCCCCGGGGGACCCCACCGAGGCACCCCAUGAUCCCCACCCCACGAUCCCCAUCCCAGCCUGCCCAGGAUCCCGGCGGGAUGGCGACCUGCGGGUCCGCCAGUGGCUCGGGGAGAGGCCACUCAACCAAGCUCGCCCAUAAAUCAGGGCUGGCAACAGCCGGGGCGGGAUGGGGGCUGCUCCCCAGGGCUGCGGGCUGGCUGCAGCCCGUCCCUGCGGCUGCCUCUGCCAGGGAUGCAGCCAGCCGGGCCUUCCCCGCCCUCCUCCUCCUCCUCCUCCUCCUCCCCGGGGCGGAGGAAGGCAGCGGCCGCAGCUGGCACUGCAGGCGGUGGCCGGGGGAAGCGGCUGCUCCGGGGAGUCUGAUUUCCAGCGCUGUUUAUUAAUAACCCCUCUCCGCCCCAUGCUAAGCCCAUGUGUAGCGCAGAGCCGGCGGCGCUGGGCUCCAGGGGAGGAAGGGACCUGAUGGCACAGCCCGAGCCCCCUCCAGAGCUGCAGCUGGAUGAAGCCAGAGCACCCCCAGCCCCACAGGGAGCAGCUGAAGGAGCUGCUCCACACCCAGAACGUCCUCACAGCCCGCUGGAUCCAGCAGGGAAUGGAUCUAAACCCCUGCAGAGGGGCAGCCCAGACUCCAGGCAGGAGCUGCAGGCUGCCAGCAGAGAUCCUUCCUUGGAGAUAAACACACCAGGGACUCAGCUGGAUGAGGGCACAGCCAGGGCUGGGAUCCUGCUGGACGUGGAUGCAGAUGGGACAGGAACCCCACUGGACAUGGAUGCAGACGGGGUAGAGAUUCCUCUGGACGUGGAUGAAGGUGGGACAGGGAUCCCAGUGGAUGAGGAUACAGCAGGAAUUCUGCUGGACGUGGAUGAAGGUGGGACAGGGAUCCCAGUGGAUGAGGAUACAGCAGGAAUUCUGCUGGACGUGGAUGAAGGUGGGACAGGGAUCCCAGUGGAUGAGGAUACAGCAGGAAUUCUGCUGGAUGUGGAUGAAGGUGGGACAGGGAUCCCAGUGGAUGAGGAUACAGCAGGAAUUCUGCUGGACCUGGAUGAAGGUGGGACAGGGAUCCCGCUGGCCAUGGACACAGACAGGGCAGGGAUCCCAGACAGUGCAGAUGGGGCAGGGAUCCCUCUGGACAUGGACACAGAGGGAGCAGGCGGCCCUCUGGAUGCCGAUGCCACAGAGCACCAGUUCCUGACCCUGGAAGAGCUGGGGAAUUAUUUCCAGGAGUGCAUCGAGGUGGUGGAGCAGCUGGAGAGGGAGAGGGACAGCCUGAUCGCCGAGCUGGCCCAGCUGCGCGAGCCGGCGCUGCAGGAGAUCCGCCAUGCCCACGAGGAGAUCCAGGCAGCCUGCAGGCUGCUGGCCAAGGUGGAGCUGGAGAGGGACAACCUGCGGGAUGAGAUCCGCCAGAUCAAGCAGAAACUCUUCAAGGUGACCAAGGAAUGCGUGGCCUGCCAGUACCAGCUGGAGAGCCGGCGGCACGACCUCUCCCAGCACGCCGCCUACCAGGGCGAGCUGCAGAGCCAGGCGGGGCAGCUCUCGGGGGAGCUGUCCCAGCUGAAAGAGACCUGUGAGAAGGAGAAGGAAGUUCUGAGGCAGCGCCUGGAGGCUCCUCCCUGCCGGCAGGACAACCUGUACCUGCAGGAGAGCCGCAGGCUGUCCCUGGAGUUCGAGAGCUUCGUGGCCCAGAGCCGGCGGGGGCUGGAGGAGCACUACGAGCCGCAGCUGCUGCGGCUGCUGGAGCGGCGCGAGGCCGGGGCCAAGGCUCUGCAGGAGAUGCAGGGGGAGAUCCAGGGCAUGAAGGAAGCCCUGAGGCCCUUGCAGGGCGAGGUCAGCCGGCUGAGGCUGCAGAACCGCAGCCUGGAGGAGCAGAUCGUGCUGGUCAAGCAGAAAAGGGAUGAGGAGGUCGGGCAGUACCGGGAGCAGGUGGAGGAGCUGGAGGACAGGCUGAAGGAGCUCAAGAACGGGGUCCAGCUCCAGCAGCGCAAGAACCAGGAGCUGGAGGAGCUCAGGACCAGCCUCCAUCGGGAGCUCUCCAUCUACAAGAGCUGCUUAGAAAUCUACGGCCACCUCUGCAAAUCAGAGGAAAAAGCAGAGCAGGACUCUUAGAACCACAGAAUUUUCCUCUUUGUAGCAAAAACCAGUGGACAGAGGAUCCAAGGGAUGUCUCCCCAUGCUGCUUUACCCUGCCUGAUGUGCAGCAGCUGCCUGGAGCUGGGAAUACCAAUCCUUCCCCUGGGUGUUUCCCCAGGUGCUGCUGCUGCUCUUGUAGUAAAAGUGCUUUUCCCCAGAGGAGCAGAGCAAUCUUUGUACUGAACAAAGGAUAUGGAUGAGGAAUAACUGAUUGAUGUUUUGCUGUGUUUGGGAAAAUGUUGUCUUGUUCAAGCCUGCACAGAAAGUUCUGGAAGCUGAUGUUGGGGGGGGGGGGUUGACUUUUAAAGUUUACAUGCAAGAGAAGCUUUCUCCUUUGAAGAGGAUUUUCUUUUGUAUUUCAAAGAGUUUCUGCUGUACUGGGACAUGCUCCACAGAAAUGAGGUGGUGGGGAAGAGGUUUCCACUUGAUAUCGAGUCUCACACUGAAAAUAAAAGGUCAGAGUUUAAGGA